Molecule: messenger RNA, 671 nt
Organism: Argiope bruennichi
Lineage: Eukaryota; Metazoa; Arthropoda; Arachnida; Araneae; Araneidae
Product: chromatin complexes subunit BAP18-like
Exons: 4
Coding region: 129-500 (123 amino acids)
Source: RefSeq, a predicted model, not a curated record
AGUGUUGUUUACUUGGUGAAAGCAGAAUAUUCCAUAGCGUUCUGUCUGUCUGUAACCAUCAAAACAAUACCAAAUUUAAAAUCGGACAUCUUUAAGAAAAUCUUAUUUGAAAGUAACUUUCUUUUAAAAUGAGCCAUUCAAAUUCUAGCAAGGUUGGUGAAAUAUUCACUGCCGCUGGAGCUGCUUUUAGUAAGUUGAGUGAACUUAUUAUGACCCUUCAUCCUGUUGGAGAACCACCAGUUUCCAAUGCUCCAGUAAAAACCCCAGUAAAGAGAAAAAGUACUGAAGAACCAGCUAUACAAAUUAAAAAACAAGUGACAGCUACUGCCACCAUAAAAAAUGUUUCACAAGAUAAAAUAAGGGCUUUGAACGCUGUUAUUUCACAGCCAACAAGUAAAUCUGCUGAUAUAACAUUGAAUAUGCUGAAUGCAUUGGAACCUGAAGUUGAUGUGGAAGGACUGUCUAAUAAGUUGGAUUAUGAUAGUUCAGAUGCUUCAUAAUUGGAGUACCAUUCAAUUUUUAUCUUUGUAUUAUUUACUGUACAUAUUCAUGUUUUUAUAUCCAUUUCAAAUUUUGCAUGAUUUUAAUUCUUUGUUUUAUUAAGUCAGUAUUUGUAAGUGAAUUGAAAACUAAUAAAUAUAUGUUUAUAAUUAUUUGGGUUUCUGUAUAGU